Pectinophora gossypiella (pink bollworm) is the source of this 815-nucleotide messenger RNA. It is a transcript of the gene Sumo, whose product is annotated as small ubiquitin-related modifier 3. Gene Ontology annotation, molecular function: ubiquitin-like protein ligase binding; protein tag activity. Bases 146 to 421 code for a protein of 91 amino acids. The record is from RefSeq and is a predicted model, not a curated record. The transcript is spliced from 3 exons. Gene Ontology annotation, biological process: protein sumoylation. Gene Ontology annotation, cellular component: nucleus. Lineage: Eukaryota; Metazoa; Arthropoda; Insecta; Lepidoptera; Gelechiidae.
AUUCGCGACGAACCAACCGGACGCCAUUACCACGCCACCGGAUUGUGAAUCUGUCAGUAGUGCGUCUUUGGUGAAAUAAUCUUUGAAGAUCCUUUGGAUACAGUGUUUUUGUGUUGAUAGUUCCAAAAAGUACACAAAACUCAAAAUGUCUGACGAGAAAAAGGGAGAGAGCGAACACAUCAACUUGAAAGUGCUAGGUCAAGAUAAUGCAAUCGUCCAGUUCAAAAUAAAGAAACACACACCUCUGAGGAAAUUGAUGAAUGCUUAUUGUGAUAGAGCGGGAUUGUCAAUGCAAGUAGUACGGUUCAGAUUUGACGGGCAGCCAAUCAACGAGAAUGAUACCCCAACGUCACUGGAAAUGGAAGAGGGAGACACAAUAGAAGUAUACCAGCAGCAGACCGGUGGUGUGCAUCUAGUGUAAACGCUUUAGAUAAGGAACUGUCACUUUCCAUGGGAUCGUCGUGGUGUACCCAUCUCAAAACUUUUUAACAUUAAGUUAAUUUUAAUAACAUUUGUAACUGUACGAAUUGUUCCACUAAACUUUCAACACUCUUUGAUGCUUAUCUGUAACGAGUUUUGAAAGUUUAGUGUUUAAUUAAGGAAAUUUAAGGUAAACCAAAUGUUAUAGAUAACUUCAACAUAAUUAUUCCAAUGUGAUAAUGUUUAGUUGACAUGUCAGAAUCAGCCAGUAUUGUAAAUGUGGCAAGCAUUUCAGUUUUUUGUUGUGGUGGCUAAUUUAUUGGGCAUGCGUCCAUUCCGAUCAGGUCUUUAACUCUGAUGUACCUAUUUGAAAUAAAGUAAAUGUAAUACAUAUA